Pieris macdunnoughi is the source of this 1962-nucleotide messenger RNA. NCBI's taxonomy places the organism in Eukaryota, Metazoa, Arthropoda, Insecta, Lepidoptera, Pieridae. The record is from the annotation of a GenBank genome assembly.
AUGCGGCGCGACCCCGCAGCUGACACAGCCUUGUGGGAACUACCCGAGGAAUACGUCUUAAUUCCAGUAGUGGCAUGCAACAACGAGCCGUCAUGUCUCCAGGACCAUGCCGGAUUAGAGGCGAUCACGCAGCUCCAUCGGCAGCUGGAUGAUGACGCCAACGGCAAUGUUGAUCUGAGUGAGAGUGAUGAUUUUCUACGUGAAGAGCUGCAGUACGACAGCGGGUAUGAGAAGCGACAACGGGCGUUUCAUCACAACGAUGAUAUGCACAUAUCUGUCAAGGAGCUUUGGGAGGCCUGGCUACGAUCUGAGGUUAGGAAUUGGACAGUGGAACAAACGGUAGAGUGGCUCUCCGAGUCUGUUGAUUUGCCUCAGUACAAGUCACUGUUCCUGCAACAUCGCGUUGUUGGUGCUACAUUGCCGAGACUGGCUGUGAACAACAUGCAAUAUCUAAGCAACGUAUUGGGCAUCAAGGACCCGAUUCACAAGCAAAAGCUGGCUCUAAAGGCGAUGGAUGUUGUUCUCUUUGGACCACCUAAAGAAGGAAGUCGAUGGAAGGACUGGUUACUCGCGUCUUUACUCCUCGGUGCAGUGGUCGGAAGUUGGACGGCCUUGCGUGCUGGACGCGCAAGUCGUGUCCAAGUUCAAAGGAUGUUGAGGGAUAUGGAACAGCUUCGGAAGGCGGAGAUGGCGCUGGAUGAUAUGCAAAAGGAAUUGGAGAAAGCACGGUUGGAGCAGGAAAGUGUAACAACAGAGAAGAAGAAUUUAGAGAAGAAACUAAAAGAAGCAGGCGACACACCUUUACUGAAUUCCACUUGGUCUGAUCUCGAAGUGUCGCAACUGAAAGCUGAAAUUGAAAUGCUCAGAGGAGAACUCCGAAGGGCGGAGGGCGAGUUGGAAGACAGGUGCUGGGCGCCUCCCGCGGGACUCCAGCAGUGGCUCCAGCUCACCCACGAAGUCGAGAACCGGGCCUACCUCAGGAAGAAGCAGCAGGCGGACAUGCAACUGCAGCAGGCCAGGGAUGCGUGUGAGAAGUUACGCAAGAAACGCUCCAGUUUGGUCGGGGCGUUCGUGUCAACCCACGGGAAGUCGAUAGACGAUGUCGAUCGCUCCAUAGUCGAAGCCCGGACUGCGCUCAAUGAGGUCACACAGGAAUUACAGGAAAGAAUGCAUCGUUGGAAGCAAAUUGAACGAUUGUGUGGCUUCAAUAUUAUCAACAACAACGGUCUCCAGUACUUAGAAAGCGCAUUGUACCGCACUGCCAAUGGUCGACAACCUAACAGAGGUCGCGUAAACAGUUCCCAAGAUGACUUAAGUGCAGCCGAUGAUACUUCGUUAUGCGGCUCAGUGUCAGAAACCUUCGGGUGGAAAGAGGAUUCGUCUGGAAGCGAAGCCGACACACCUCAUUACCCUCUCGACUUGAGGCUCGCCGAAGCCAGACUGCAACUAGAAGAACGUUUAGCGCAAGAGGCUCGUGAAGGCCGCAUGGAAGAAAGACGAGAAGAUAGGAGAUUAGCAGAUGAGAAGAGGAGUUCAUACAAUGAUGUCAGAAAGAGUCCGGAUGAGAGACGAAGAGAUCCAGUACAGUUUGUGCUGGGAGGAGACAAUGUUAACUGGACUGGUGAAGACCUAACCCGCGCCGUACACUCACAAUCUCAGCCUCAACUUCGUGCCUCCAUGCGCAGUAUCGGCGCACCCCUUCCCCCUCCGCGGCGCCCCUUUACCGGCCAAAUAGUACGUUCGCGCAGCACUGACAUAGUCCCGUACAAUCCAGAAGACCCCAGACCUCCACCUAGACCUUUUAUCAGACAAAAGCCUGUCCCAGAAGCAGAACAAGAGCCCAAUACGCCCCAAGAAGAAGAGUCCACAGAUUCGUCUCUGAUGGAGGAAGAUGGAGUUCCAAAACCCCGCAAACGUCGUAUCAACCUGCCCUUCGGAAAGAAAUCGAAGACGCCCGCGUGA